CUCUUCAUUAAACCACAACAUACGAAUAAUAGAUUUUAAACACUACUUACUUGAAUAACGUCUAUAUUGUUUUUGACCCCUUUGAACGGUACUAUAUAUAUCUCUACACUUUUUAGUGAAAGAUCACCAACAUUACAUCCACCGAGCACCAAAGCCGAAGCGGUUGAUUCCGCGAACAGCCACCUUGGGAGGUGGGCCAAUCGUCUACGCAUGAAGCAAGACAAUGACAACCAGGCUCUGACGCCAAACAGCCUCUACAAUGAUGAAGUAACUCCUGGCCCGAGAAUGAGUUCCUGUCCUCCGCAAUAUGAUGCGCCGGGACCUAAAAAGCUCAUGACCUCCGCAUUUGGUGGUCUCCGCGUCCGGCACUGCAUCUGCCUCACCCUCUUCACGCUCUCUCUCCUCUUUGUUUUCAAGUACAAUGCCCGAGACAACAUAUCUCUCUCUUCGUCCACUUAUUCGGAUACGGUGGAAUGGGAAUCACUCUCCGAAACCGAUCAGCUCCCGGAAGCCGCCACGGCAUUAUCUCUUAUGGAAGACUCGGACAAUCUCUCUCCGGACCCAGCCAGCAUCACUCUUAUUAAGACUUUAGAUCACUCCCUUGUACCGCAGGUCGGCCGACAGGGCAACUCUAACAGCGGCCUCCAGGGUCGCUUGAUUGUAGUCGGAGACAUCCAUGGCAUGAGGAGCGACCUAGAGCGGCUACUGGCGAAGCUGGACUUCGACUCGACCCGUGACCACCUGGUUUGCGCAGGGGAUAUGAUCAGCAAAGGCCCCGAUUCUAUCGGCGUGUUAGAUCUGCUGAUGCAGCUGGGCGCGAGCGCGGUGAGGGGAAAUCAUGAGGAUGGUGUUCUGAAGGCAUGGAAGAAGUUGCAUGCAAAGUCAGUGUCCGGAGCUCACAACUCGCCGCCGAGGCGAAAGACGUCGGGACGAGAGGAUGCCGACUCAGAUGUCGAGGUUAGGGGGCCGGCUAUUGAGGGCCGUGGCAAGAAGCAUCCUGAGAGGAAGCAGAAGCAUAAGGAGCUUGCGAAACAGCUUACAAAAGAACAUGUGAAGUGGCUGAAGGAUCUGCCACUUAUCCUUAAAGUUGGGGAUAUCAAAGGGAUGGGGAGUUUGGUCGUGGUACAUGCCGGUUUGAUGCCUGGCUUGAAGCUCAGAAGGCAGGACCCCUUUAUGGUUAUGAACAUUCGCACUAUAAACCUAAAGAAACUUGAACCAAGUGAGAGGCACAAGGGAAGUGUGUGGACGAAGUUAUGGAACGAAUUUCAGUCCCAUCUCCCAGAGGAUGAACGCACCACAGUCAUAUACGGGCAUGAUUCUCGACGGGGCCUAUCUCUUGGCGAUUAUACGAAGGGGAUAGAUACAGGAUGCUUAAAGGGUGGGAAGCUGACUGCAUUUGUGCUUGAAGGGCGGAAACGAGAAGUCAAGACAAGCCUGGUUCAUGUGAAGUGUAGAUAGAAGUGUUUUUGAGCAGCGAGUAUGGUGGUAGCUGGUGUCCUUGAUGAUAGUAAACAUUGGACGGCAUCACAAGAUGGCGUCUGGCGACAGAUACUCUGGGUUAAGACGAACAAUCGAUACGAGCCAUGGUGCAAGCCAGUAUAAUAUUCUAAUUACGACAGUUUAAUAUAUAUACAAUAAUAUAAUACAGUUUGG
Messenger RNA from Pseudogymnoascus verrucosus, 1653 nucleotides. RefSeq lists its product as uncharacterized. The record is from RefSeq and is a predicted model, not a curated record. The transcript is spliced from 2 exons. The coding region runs from base 211 to 1458 and encodes 415 amino acids. Gene Ontology annotation, cellular component: cytoplasm. Gene Ontology annotation, biological process: polyphosphate catabolic process. Gene Ontology annotation, molecular function: endopolyphosphatase activity; phosphatase activity. NCBI's taxonomy places the organism in Eukaryota, Fungi, Ascomycota, Leotiomycetes, Thelebolales, Thelebolaceae.